AUGCCUCCAGAACAAGCGGAACGAGCGAUUGUCUCCAGUAGAAUUACUCCACCGAUCGCUGAGAUGUUUGUUUCGCCGUAAGACCGUGUCAAUAAAUGUUCUUCAUCGUUUAAAACCAUCAUUUUUUUUGUGAAUCACCGCAUCAUUUAUCUUCUCACAAUCAGCAUAGGUUCGACUGAAUAGUUGUUUAAGUUUUACCAAAGUACAAAAAACCACAUCGAAAAUUUUGUUUGUUCUUUCCGAUUUGAUUAUAUAUUAGACAUCUAUUAUUAUCGCUUUUCAACUCCCAAACUUAAGUUUGUUCUUAACAAAAAAAUGUAUUAACUCCCGUUUUGGUGGUUUCACUGUUUUAACGAACUUUGAACUUGUUUUACUAAUCGCAAAAACAUUUUGUACGUUCUUUCCGAUUUGAUUAUAUAUUAGACAUCUAUUAUUAUCGAUUAUCAACCCCCAGGCUUAAGUUUUUUUCUGAAAGAAAAAUAUGCUAACUAUUUUUCAUAGUCGUAUCCCACGAGACGAUUAAUCAAAUGCAAUAAUAACUUUUCAACAACUUCUUUUUAUAUUACCAAUAAUGAUUGAAUAUCUCACUGUUUUCAUUGGAAUUGUGUGUGUCUUUUUACAAAUUGGGUUGAAUGGACAGACUUUUUUUGUGAACAUGGUGUAAGUUUGAAAAAUCAGUUUCCAAUGUUUUUUUUGAAAUUAUAUACAGAAAGUCAGAAAGUAAAGAGAUCAGGCUUAUAAUUGUUCGAACGAUUCUUGAUAUUGCUCAAGGAGUUUUGAGUAAGUAUUUAUUAUCAUGAAAAAUAUGUUUGAAAAAAAAACAUAUUCAGAUCUUAUAUUUUUGGUUCUCACAAUUCUUCAUUAUUUAAUGCCCUACAAAUACUCCUAUGAUUAUAUUUUCCGAUCUGGGGGAAUUUUGGUUCUUAUAACUGUUUAUCGAACUUUUUUAGCAAUAACAAUUGAAUUGGAAAGACUUUGGGCUUCAUUUUUUCCGAUCAGUUUUUCUAAAAAGAGACAAAAUAUUUCGAACAGUUUAAUUCUGCUAAUUCUUCUUGUUUUUCCUGCCAUUGAAGAGAUUAUGAUGAUCGGAGUAUUUCCAACUGUUGAUUCUCCAAUGUCGAAUUGCAGUUCAUUUAUUUGUGGAGUGAGUGACGAAUAUAAAAGAUUCACUGCUUAUUACACAUUUUCCUACGGAGCUGUUAAUUUCUUAUUAUCUUUUAUACUUUGCACAAAGUUAUUUGUACUAUAUAAACAAAGAAAUGCAAUCAAUAACAGUUUCAUGAGGGUUUGGAGAGAAAAUAUUUGUGAUUUUUUUCAAAGGUAUUUUCCAGAUUAACAUUUUGUGCAUCACUGAUGGACUGUGUUCAUUCUUUUUUGAUUUUAUACCAGCUAUAUUAUUUUAUACUAAAGUUAUCAUUAUUAGAGAUGCAGGACCAGUCGUUAGUACUGUUCGUUUAAUUGGAAGGGUUCUUGAAGCUUCAGUAUUAUGUUAUAUGGUUAAUAAUGCUCCAAAACCCAAGGAAGUGCAAACUAUAAAUAAUAAUAAUUGUAAUAAAAUAUAA
Caenorhabditis angaria is the source of this 1562-nucleotide messenger RNA. The record is from the annotation of a GenBank genome assembly. NCBI's taxonomy places the organism in Eukaryota, Metazoa, Nematoda, Chromadorea, Rhabditida, Rhabditidae.